Monoraphidium neglectum is the source of this 405-nucleotide messenger RNA. RefSeq names its product 1-acyl-sn-glycerol-3-phosphate acyltransferase. Gene Ontology annotation, biological process: phosphatidic acid biosynthetic process. NCBI's taxonomy places the organism in Eukaryota, Viridiplantae, Chlorophyta, Chlorophyceae, Sphaeropleales, Selenastraceae. The transcript has 5 exons. The record is from RefSeq and is a predicted model, not a curated record. Bases 1 to 405 code for a protein of 134 amino acids. Gene Ontology annotation, molecular function: 1-acylglycerol-3-phosphate O-acyltransferase activity.
AUGGAACCGGCCGGCGCCGCACAGCCCAGCGGGUUCUGGAAGGCGAUCGCCAACGUGCGGGCGCUGCUGUUUGCGGCCUGGACGUUCACGCUGGCGGUGCCGCUGUUUAUAAUAAUGGUCGUCAUGUCACCCGUGGUGCUGCUCACCGACAAGUUCAGGCGCCUGGCGCAGCACUUUGUCAACAACCUGUGGGCCAUCGCCAGCACCGUCCCCUUUUACGGCGUGACCAUCAAGGGGGCUGAGAACCUGCCUGCGGCGUCGUCGCCGGCUGUCUACGUGGCCAACCACCAGAGCUUCAUGGACAUUUACUCCCUGUUCCACCUGCAGCGGCCCUUCAAGUUCAUCAGCAAGACCUCAAACUUCCUCAUACCCAUAGUGGGGUGGUCAAUGUUUAUGACAGCUUAG